CUCCUCUCCGCCAGCCGCCAUGACCUCCGACUUCGCCACCUCCAUCGGCAGAAAGCUCUUCGAAAAGCACCUUCAAAAUUACACACCUGAAGACCCACUCUACGAGACGUACACGGACAAACGCGGGCGGCAGCGCAGGAGAAAGAGGGAGCUGCCGCCUGGAUUGAGUUCGCGCGACGCGAAGAUUCUCAAGUCCGUGAAACGACGGGCGCAUCACCUCGAUAAGGGAUUCAGUAUAUGUGGCAUGCGCUUUGGAUGGACGUUUUUCAUCGGUAUUGUUCCUGGAGCUGGUGAUAUAGCAAACGCAGCAUUGAACUAUGUUCUUGUGGUCAGAAAAGCAAGACGGGCGGACAUUCCUGAUUGGCUAUUAAGCCGCAUGCUUGUCAACAACGCCGUUUCUGCUGCCGUCGGCUUUGUCCCAAUAGUUGGAGACAUCAUGCUGGCCGUUUACAAGGCUAACUCCCGGAACGCCGCGCUGCUCGAGGAGUUCCUACGGAUACGAGGCGAAGAGGCUCUUAAGAUGGCAGAGGAGGCGCAGGCACAGGCACAGGCGGCCGUGAGCACUGGUGGGCCACCGGCGCGCGAAGAGAGGCCAAACAACAAGCGUGAGGGCAGCGGGUGGUUUGUGCGGAGGAACAAGGCAAAGGACACCACACCGGAGACAGCACCAAGUCCGCUCGUGAGCAUGAAUAGGGAUAGCCGGUUUAUUGAAAACGUGCCGUAGUGAGCGCGUCGGACCUUCACCUCAUUUUGUUACCCGAACGAACAUUGCGUCACAUACUACCUCACAAGCACACUUGUGUAUCAUGUUUGGAUUGGAUUUACUGUAGUAUAUAUGUUCCACGUUUAUCGCCACAAUGCGGAUAAGGCUCAUACGAUGAUUUU
Molecule: messenger RNA, 885 nt
Organism: Laetiporus sulphureus 93-53
Lineage: Eukaryota; Fungi; Basidiomycota; Agaricomycetes; Polyporales; Laetiporaceae
Exons: 4
Coding region: 20-724 (234 amino acids)
Source: RefSeq, a predicted model, not a curated record